Molecule: messenger RNA, 2185 nt
Organism: Carassius gibelio (silver crucian carp)
Lineage: Eukaryota; Metazoa; Chordata; Actinopteri; Cypriniformes; Cyprinidae
Product: probable G-protein coupled receptor 141
Exons: 2
Coding region: 659-1588 (309 amino acids)
Biological process (GO): G protein-coupled receptor signaling pathway
Cellular component (GO): membrane
Molecular function (GO): G protein-coupled receptor activity; oxysterol binding
Source: RefSeq, a predicted model, not a curated record
GGUAUAGUGAGUGAAAUAGAGCAGGAAGGUCAGAUUCAGAAAGGAAACAUGUUAUAAAACUCACUGACUUCCUUAUGCAAGAGAUUUGUAGAACUGUAAUCUCUACUGUGACAAAUAACAGUCAGGAGGUGUUUCCUAAAGACUCUGGAGGCUGGCCGUUUGACACUUACAUAAGAUUUACACAUGAACUGACAAGCUGACAUCACAUUCGUCUUCAACUCUUUUGGCACCAAAAGCAAAUUUAUGAACUGUCUCUGUCACAUCAAACUGUCUGCAUGCUGUUGCUGAAGGAAUAUUGACAUUCACUUUAUGAUUGAUACCAUUCGUAAAUUAGUAAGUACCAGCAUUCAUUUUCUCAUGGAAAAAAAGGAAAAAAAUGCUUAAAAUAGUUGUUUCAGUAUUAUUCUUCAAACUAACCUUAACGUUAGCAUCGUAAAAAAAAAAAAAAAAAAAAAAACUUUACAAACACAUAUGCAGGUUGUCCCGACUAAUACAGACAGUUACAGUACAUAGAUUUGGUAUGUAUGUAUUCCUUAUUUUUUGAAGCAUCAAUUUUGAUAAACAUUCAAAAGAAGAAAUGUGAUUAAUUGAUCUUGAAUAUUUCAGGGCCAAAACAUUUCACCAGGAAAGGAGUUUGGGGAAAAUUGUCAGAAACAACAUGGCAAACCCAAAUGGCCUGCCGAAGGACUUCAAAACUGCUCUUCUGGUCUUAUACAUAUUCAUCUUUAUCUUUGGGACUCUGAAUGUUGUACUAAUGUCCUGUAUGCUACAGUCUCAAAGACAUCUCUCUUUCACCAAAGUGUCUGUGAUCAAUCUGAUAUCAGUGCACUCCUUUUUCCUUCUCACGGUGCCUUUUCGCAUUUACUAUUAUGCUUCUGAUAUAAACUGGACUAUAGGCAGUGAUCUCUGCAGAUUUGUCAGUCUUAUGAUCCAUGCCCACAUGUAUCUUGCAUUCAUCUUCUAUGUUUCCCUUCUAAUUGUGCGUUAUGUGGAGCACUCUAAUCAGCGGCACAAGCUGGAGUUUCAUCGCACCCUUCAUGCCACGAUUGCAAGCGCAACCGUCUGGUUGAUCAUAUUUGGCUCUGUGUUCCCAGCUUUUUCUAACUUUGGAGACAAACACACUGACACAACUCCGUGCUUUCAUUUCAGUAAGGCUCUCGACGAUCAUAGAGCAAAGACAUUUAACUAUAUUCUUUCUACACUAGUAAUACUGGUUUGGAGUGUGCUAGCAUUUUUCCAAGUUUAUUUUCUAAUCUACGUGAGUAAGACAUUUGGAAAGGCCGCAUGUCAACGUCAAGAGUUUUGGGCACAAUUGAAAAAUGUUUUUUUCCUGUCGGUCAUGUUUUUUAGUUUUGUGCCUUAUCAAGGAUUCAGAGUAUAUUAUGUGAGUGUAUAUGACAAUACCACAGGAAUACCAAAUACCACAGAAAUACCAAAUACCAAAGGAAUACGGAAUACUGAAGAAAUUCAUCAUAUAAAUGAAGUAUUUCUUGCUGUUACUGCUUUCAGCUGCUUUGAUAUGAUUGUUUUUGCUGGUAGAGAUGUAUGCAAACUUAUAAAUUCAAGGGGAUGGUUUAACUGUUUAUAGCAUCUAUAUUGUAUAUUGUUUUUGAUAUUGUGAAUUGGUUUCCAAAUGGUUUAAAUUUUUUGAUGCUUUUGCACCUUAUAAGCUAAUAACAAUUGUUCUGCAUGACAGAAUGUUUGGAAAUAACCUGGUGUUUUAUUGUCUACAAUGCAUUAAAUAAUUUACAGUAUUUACGUCGGAUGGAUUUAAAUGACAUAUUUGGUCUUUAUUCCUUUGGUUUUUAUUUCCUUUUCAGAGAAAUCCUUUCCACAUUUAUUUUUAUGUGUAAAGACAUAGCAUGCACAUGCAUAUAUAUAUUUGCAGGGGAAAAAAAAGUUAAAUGCAUAUGUUUAAUUCUAUAAUGAUAUCUGUUGUUUACUUACAAACACAUUUUUGUUUAUUUUUAUCUGGAACAAAACUGUCAAACCACCAGUGAUACAGCUAAUUCAGUGACUGAUAAGCUGUGGGUGUGAAUUUAUCAUGACAUCAGUAUCAGUGUUAAUCAUAAAGUUUACAACAGACCCAUCACUGUCAACAGAAAGACUUUUUAAGUUGUCACAUACACACACAAACAACUCAGGUGUAUAAUGUGGCUUAUCUACAGUAUUGGUGAAGGAGGCU